AAGACCACUGAUCCCUUCCGUCCUCGGCUAUAAACGAGGCAUGAAUAGGAAGAACGGCAGCGAUUUCCUGGUAGUUCUCACCAAGCAGUGUGCCCGCCCGCCGUGGGGUCUUGAGCACCACUAUAAUGGCCUGGGUUCGAGCAAUUCUGGGUACGGCGACAUAAAUCUGCAGCGGAAAUGCAGCGAGACGCUGGAGGACUUCUCUCCCAGGACCAAAGCCAGAAACUCCAGGAGGGUGAUGCACCUGCCAGAAGGGGGCGGCUUCUCCAUGAACAUUGGACCAUACUGUCAUUACGCCCACCGUGAUGGCGUCAGCGCUGUGUUCAGCGGCGAGAUCGGCUCCUGGCCUGGCAUUGACGUGAUGAAAGUCAGCCAUGAUGCAUUCAUGCGCGGAGAUGAGGAGGACAGCAUGCGCGACGACGCUGCAUUCCUGCUGGACUUCUACGACACUUUCAAGGACUUUGUCGCCAGCGACGUCACCGACAUUGCGCUGUCCUCGCUCGCCAAGAUCGAAGGCCGCUUCGCGUUUGUGAUCUAUGACGGGGACCAGAAGCGCGUGCUGGCUGCGCGGGACAGACUGGGGUCGCAGGACAUGCACUGGGGCGUCACGGAUGACGGCCGCUUCAUGUUUGGCAGCGAGGACAUUGAUCUCAAGGACUGCAACCCCACCGCCACACCCUUCCCUGCAGGCACUCUGUAUGCAAGCGAGGGCGAGAGCAUCGCAACAUCUCCUGGCGACAAGGGAUGGGUGAUGGCUGGCGAGCGGUGGCCUGGGCAGCUGCUGUCCUUCAUGCGCACACAGCGCCCUAUGGCAGUCAAUCAUCAGCCCUGGCGUGAUGUCAAGGCGAUUCCGCGGGUGACAAGCAAGGGCAUGCUCUGCGGCGCAGUCUACAGGGUGGCCUCCGAGCAGCAGCUGGCUCCAGAGAUCUUCUGAGAAGUGUGCUGAGUCUAUGCCAUGACGGGCAGUGCCUCCAGCAGCACAGUGAAACAUGUAAUCUAUGUAUGCUUUUGUGAUGCAGUCAGGUGAGAAUACAUUAUGUAUGAUAUUUGCUUGCAUAUUUCUUUUUACAGACAGUACUGGCCAUUAAUGACCAAUUGCCAGAUCCUUAUGACAUCAGGUGUGUCCAUGCCUCUGUCUGAGCAAAGCUGCUGGUUGUCUGUCAUGCAUGCAUGCGCAUGGCGUAUGGCAGAGAGUUGCAGAGUCUGUGCCAGACUCCUCUAUGUGCUGUUCAUGAUCAUCAGUGCAAGAAUAUUGGUGGGGAUGUAUGCCACAGGAAUUCCUCUUUGCAUGAUGUCACUGCGGUUUAAUUUUGCUGGUCAUGUGGCCUUCCCUAGGAUGGAUCAAUUGCCAGUUGCACAGUGUGCUCUAGAGCUAGCUGAGCGCUCAUGAAACCUUGUAGCUGAUCUGCUACGUGUGCU
Messenger RNA from Coccomyxa subellipsoidea C-169, 1419 nucleotides. RefSeq lists its product as hypothetical. Lineage: Eukaryota; Viridiplantae; Chlorophyta; Trebouxiophyceae; Coccomyxaceae. The record is from RefSeq and is a predicted model, not a curated record. The coding region runs from base 41 to 934 and encodes 297 amino acids. The transcript has 7 exons.